This is a messenger RNA of Cygnus atratus (black swan), 2630 nucleotides long. It is a transcript of the gene GMEB1, whose product is annotated as glucocorticoid modulatory element binding protein 1. Lineage: Eukaryota; Metazoa; Chordata; Aves; Anseriformes; Anatidae. The record is from RefSeq and is a predicted model, not a curated record. Gene Ontology annotation, cellular component: nucleus. Gene Ontology annotation, molecular function: RNA polymerase II cis-regulatory region sequence-specific DNA binding; DNA-binding transcription activator activity, RNA polymerase II-specific. Gene Ontology annotation, biological process: positive regulation of transcription by RNA polymerase II.
AUGCCCGCGCGCUGCCGCGGCGUUCUCCCCCUCCCGCGGUGCAGCCAUGCCUCUGCUUGCCCUCUGCAGCGCCCCGGCACCCCGCCGGCCGGGCUUCAUGUGAGAAGAUGGCGAAACGCCGAGGUGAGCGUCCCUGUGGGCGAUGUGGUGGUUGUACCAAGUGACGGCAACGAAGGGGAGAACCCGGAGGAUACCAAGACCCAAGUGAUCCUGCAGCUCCAGCCGUGCAGCAGGGGAUUUACACAAGAGGGCUCGGAGGCCAGCGCCGCCGUGGUGGCCGUCGAAACGCCACACAUCCACAAGCUGGAAUAAGGGCUCGACCCCAAGCACCAUUGAAAAACAAACGGAGGAAAUCGCAGAUCGCCUGCCUACCCCAUCACCUGCGGGGAGAGCAAAGCCAUCCUGCUCUGGAAGAAGUUUGUCUGUCCGGGAAUUAAUGUCAAGUGUGUGAAGUUCAAUGACCAGCUGAUCAGCCCGAAGCAUUUUGUUCACCUGGCUGGGAAGUCAACCCUAAAGGACUGGAAGAGAGCCAUUCGCCUCGGAGGAAUCAUGCUGAGGAAGAUGAUGGACUCGGGGCAAAUCGACUUCUACCAGCACGACAAAGUUUGCACCAACACCUGCCGGAGCACCAAGUUCGACCUGCUGAUCAGCAGCGCCCGAGCGCCGGUGCCGGGCCAGCAGAGCGUGGUGCAGACUCCCACCUCCGCUGACGGGAGCAUCACCCAGAUCGCGCUGUCGGAGGAGAGCAUGGAGGAGGGGAUCGAGUGGAACUCGGCGCUGACAGCCGCCGUCACCAUGGCCACUGAGGAAGGCAUGAAAAAGGACACAGACGAGAUCUCGGAGGACACGCUGAUGUUCUGGAAGGGAAUCGCUGACGUGGGGCUGAUGGAGGAGGUUGUGUGCAACAUCCAGAAGGAGAUAGAAGAAGUGCUGAGAGGCGUCCAGCAGAGGCUGGGCCAGUCUCCCUUCCAAAUGACAGAUGCCGCGGUCUUGAACAACGUUGCUCACACAUUUGGCCUGAUGGACACAGUCAAGAAGGUUCUGGACAACAGGAAAAACCAGACGGAGCAAGGAGAAGAGCAGUUCCUUUACGCGCUGGCAGACCUGGAGCGGCAGCUGGAGGAGCAGAAGAAACUCGCCAAGGACCAGAAGGCGAAGUCCCAAACCAUCCAGAACGUGGUGCUGAUGCCCGUCAGCGCCCCCAAACCCCCCAAGAGACCCCGGCUGCAGCGCCCGGCCUCCGCCACCGUCCUCAGCCCCUCCACCCCCAUCCAGCAGCCUCAGUUCACCGUCAUCUCGCCCAUCGCUAUCGCGCCCGUCGGACAGCAGUUCUCCGUGGGCAACAUCCCGGUGGCCACCAUUAGCCAAGGCUCCAGCCCGGUGACCGUCCACACCUUGCCGUCCGGCUCCCAGCUCUUCCGAUACGCCACCGUGGUGUCCUCGUCCAAGACCAGCUCCUCCGACACGGUGACCCUCCACCCGUCCUCCAGCCUGGCGCUGCUCAGCUCGGCGGCCAUGCAGGACAGCGGCGCCUUGGCCAACGUGGCGGCCGUGGUGAACCCCGUGGAACUGGUGGCCAUGGAGUCGGGCCUCACCUCCACCAUCCAAGCCGUGGAGGGCACCUCGGACGACGGGCAGACCAUCAUAGAGAUCGACCCGGCGCCGGACCCCGAGGCGGACGCGGACGAGGCGGAGGGCAAGGCGGUGAUCCUGGAGACGGAGCUGAGGACUGAGGAGAAGGUGGUGGGAGACGUGGAGGACCACCAGCACCAGGUCCAUAACGUGGAGAUUGUGGUCCUGGAGGACUAGCGGGGAAGGCGAGCGUCGGUUUGGGGAAGAGCUGGGAAUCCGUUUUCUUUUGGGCUUUUUGGUUAAGCAUCCUUACCGGCCACCCCAUUUGUUUCCAUGGAUAUUUGCAUUGUACUGUAUAUAAAAUAUAUAUAUAUAUAAUUUUUUUUUUAAAACAAACAAACAAAAAAAGCUGGAGAAACACGCGAGACCUGGAAAAGGCUCCGUCUCCGUGGAGCACUGAACAAUCCUGCCUGUCUGCAGGGCCGAGGAGAGACUGGAUCUCUGCUGAACAACCCGGCCGGGAGGAACCGGGCCGGGGCUCCCGACGCUGAGCGCGCUGCGGCCCCGCCGCGGGCAUGGUGCUUCCCCCCCGGGCCUGCCGCGGCCCGGGCGGUUUUAUUUCAGAGAGACAAUAACCAGUGGCUGGAGCUUGAUGGGACUGUGGGAAGGGGCGAUGGCUAUGGGGUGGAACAGGUACCUCAUUUGUAUUUUUAUUUUUUUUUUGCCCAGGGAAGGGAAUUCUGCUGGACUCUUCACUGUCACCGCAACUGGGAUUUUUUUUUUAAUUCUUAUUUUUGCUUUGGGGAAGAAGACAGCAACCCCGACUUCGCUGUCCGUAUUCUCCUCCUCCUCCACACCAGUUGGUUUUUAUAUCUCUAAUUUUUUUUUUUGUAUUUCUUUUGCUCUCCCUUCCCGUGUCCCCGUUUGCCAGCUGCCAAGCCCCGGACCCGCUCUCUCCCCGCAGCACUUUUCCCCCUUCCCUUUUCCCCGCCUGGCCGGGCUCGGUGCCGCAACCGCCGCCGCUUGGAGACUCCGAGAUCCCUUCAGCCUGGUGCGUA